Parascedosporium putredinis is the source of this 372-nucleotide messenger RNA. Lineage: Eukaryota; Fungi; Ascomycota; Sordariomycetes; Microascales; Microascaceae. The record is from the annotation of a GenBank genome assembly.
AUGCGGCCCGACCCACGCUCGGCCAUGAGCGGACCAAACGCCUGGCCUAGCAGGAACGGGGCCGUGAGGUUGAUCGCCAUCGUGGCGUCCCAGUCCGCCGGGGAUAUGUCGUCCAUGUGCGGCCGCAGGUUGAUGCCCGCCGCGUUGACUAAAAUGUCCGGCACCCCGAAGUCGGCGAGGACGGUCGCCGUUGCUCGUUCGAGGGCCGCGCGGUCGGCGAGUGUCGUCGAGGGGCUGAGGGUUUCGCGCGAUGAGGAUGAUGCGCGCCCCGGCUUGGCCGAGUGCGGAGGCGAUGCCGCGCCCGAUGCCGGCACUACCUCCCGUUACUACGGCGGUUUGGCCCGCGAGCCCGAAGAGGCGCUCGAGGUAUGA